This is a messenger RNA of Echinops telfairi (small Madagascar hedgehog), 3695 nucleotides long. Its product is annotated as lipoma-preferred partner-like. Gene Ontology annotation, cellular component: focal adhesion; stress fiber. The record is from RefSeq and is a predicted model, not a curated record. Lineage: Eukaryota; Metazoa; Chordata; Mammalia; Afrosoricida; Tenrecidae. Gene Ontology annotation, biological process: cell-cell adhesion. The transcript has 3 exons. The coding region runs from base 1 to 390 and encodes 129 amino acids.
AUGGAGCGGAUCCUCCGGGCCACCGGGAAGGCCUACCAUCCGCACUGCUUCACCUGUGUGAUGUGCCGCCGCAGCCUGGACGGGAUCCCAUUCACCGUGGAUGCCGGUGGGCUCAUUCACUGCAUUGAGGAUUUUCACAAGAAAUUUGCCCCCCGAUGUUCUGUGUGCAAGGAACCUAUCAUGCCGGCCCCUGGCCAAGAGGAGACUGUCCGCAUUGUGGCUCUGGAUCGUGAUUUCCAUGUGCACUGCUACCGGUGUGAGGAUUGCGGCGGCCUGCUGUCUGAAGGAGAUAACCAAGGCUGCUACCCCUUGGAUGGGCACAUCCUCUGCAAGACCUGCAACUCCGCCCGCAUCAGGGUGCUGACCGCCAAGGCGAGCACUGACCUGUAGAGGCUGACCACCCGGUGAGGGGGUGGCAUGGAGAAGAAGGAAACCCAAGCAAACCGGCUCAAGGGAAAUAGUGCUAAGGAAAUCUUGCUUUGGGACAGUCUCUGUUCUUCACCUGCGAUUUAGCCUUACUUUAGGAACACAUAGAAUACGAAAUCUUUUUUUUUUUAAUGCCCUUACCAAAUGCACAUUUCACAUUGAAUCAUGUAGAGCCUCGAUAGGCCUUUGUUCUCAUGGACUUCCACGAUUUUGCACGGAUGAUGCGCCAUCCCACUCACUUCUGCAUUCCUGUAACUUUUAAUCCCUAUGUUGGCCUCACUUUUCAUUUGGCUGAAUGGCUGUUUUGAGUGUGGUAUUUGCUGCCACGCAGUUUUUCGUGGGUGAGUCUGCCAAACCCGCAGGUGGCUGGGCCCGAGGGCUCCAGUCUCUCAUGUCCAUGGGGCUUGUCAUCAUAAAGGGUCAAUGCUCUUUGUCUGCAUAUUGAGAAGAAGAUCUGUAGAUCUUUCCGUUGUGAGGGUGGAGGGGGGCACAUUUUAUAGGUUGGGCUACCAAGCAUGUAAAUUGUGUAUUAUGUAGGUUAAAGUAAGCCCCAUUUUAAUUUGUAACCAUCCAAAUUCUAAUCUGAAUGGCCCAGAAUUCAGGGCUCAUUUUGAAAAAGAGCCCCAGGCCAUAGUUUAGGAGAGGUGAGUGAGAAACAAAGUUCAAUAUUGUUUUCUAAAGAAACUGUGGGUGCCACUGCUGGAAAAAUCAUACUAGAUAUACUUGAAAUGUCCACUUAUUACUCCACAAAAUCAUUGUGAGAGUUCCUUUUCAUAUUAGCAGGUAUAAUUUUGAUAAACUUGGUUUUCUCUAGAAUAUAGGAUAUCCAACAUGGUCCUAUUUUCCAUCUUAAACAUUGUUAUGUUAAUACAAGCGGGAGAUCAACAACAUAUAUAUUGCCUUGCUUUCUGUACUAUUUGAACACAAGUACUAAAAUGAAAACUUUUUUUUCUAAAAAGAACAACUCUGGCCAUAAAGAAUAAUAUCCGGUUCUCCGUCCCCUUCCCAAGACCAGCUACAUUUAGCCUAACAAUUGCAAGUAAGGGCAUACUUCAAAUAAAGCAGCCUUCUUUUUUCCGUUACUUUUAAAAGAGAAGAAAGCUUGAAAAGAUUGUGAAACCACAGUUUUAUUAUUCUCAUAAUCCUUUGCAAGUCAAAUUACAUAUUGCAAGAGACAUUUUCAUAUCACUGAUGUGACAUUUACACCACACUUUCAAAGACAAUCACUGGGGGGAAAAAUUACCUUUUAGAGCUAAAAAUAUGCAGGGUCUCUGCCUAGAAUUCUUAUUCAAACUCUUAUUGGCCAGCACAAGGCUGGCUUGCCAACUGCAGAACCACACUUCGUUCGGUUCUAAAUGUUUCCUUUAAGGAGAGACACCUAGCUUAGUAAUGGCAGGCUGCCGUCUUGUAGAAUAAUGAAGUAUUUGGGACUGAGAUUUUUCACACUUUCCUUCAAGUCUUUCACAAAUGUAUGCUUUUAAAUUAUGAGAUAUUUUAGAUAUACAAAAAGAUAUAAAUAAUAAUAUAAUGAACCCUUGUAUACCUGUGUUCCACCCAGUUUAAGAAUUCAGAUGUUACAAGUAAUAAAGACAAUCCCCUGGAACCCUUCCCUGAUUCUACAUCUAACUCGUUCCUGGUGAGACAGAGAGAGAGUCAGGUCUUAUUGAGUAGGAUUUUCUUUUCUUUCCUCUCAUUUUGAAAAUGCUAACAUCCAGAAGAGAAAUGCAAACUUACCUGUGCAUGUUUCGAAUCACAACCUGUUCAUGCCUCAGGAAGCCCAACACGAUCUAUUUUAGUUGAAUAAGAAUAACCCUGCAUCGAGGCUUCAAGGAGCCCUGUAGCACAGUGGUUAAGCAUGUGACUUAACUCUCCUUCCCACCCCCACAGUGGCUCUGUAGAUCUACUCCUGUAAUUAUUACAGCCUAGAAUACCCCAUCGGCCCUCUCUACUCUAUCACGUGGGCUUGCUAUGAGGCAAAAGAUCAACAACAAGCCCAAGUCACCAUGGCUCUAAUUAAUUUGGGGCUCAUUGCUUUCAACACCAAGCAGUUUUGUUGUAAACCACCCAACUGUGAUCUUGUAUUUUUCCUAAUGUGAAACCCAAGGCGAGCCACUUAGUCGGGACCUCGUGGACAUUGAAGGAUGCAGUGGCAGCCGUAUCUCCGGUUUUCUAUCUUCCAACUUAAAAGCCAGACCAGGCUGGUGACAUCAAAUAAAUUGUGGUCUAUUAGGCAAUUAGGGUGAUUAUGUAAUCUGCUUGAGUUGAUUCCAUAACUAAUUUUCUGUGAAAUAAUUGGGGUGGAGGGUAGAGAUUUGUAGGUCAACAGUAGAGAGCCCGUGUUAUUGAGGGAUAGAUUUUAUCUCAUGAACUUCAAUCAUAUUAUCAAUUUUGCCAAAAUAAGAGCUUAAGACAUAUUUAUACUAUAAAAAUGCAAUAACACUCAGUUCUGCUUAAUCUUUAUGUAACGGAAUGUUUACAUGCCCCCCAAAAGAGUUCUAAGAAAAUGCAGUCACAGACCCGUCCUGUGGCAAUGCCAGCAAAAUACUGCUUGCUUGCGGUUUUCAUACUGCAUUUUUAUCACUUAACCACAAAGUAUCUUUACCAAAGAUUUUUUUAAAAUAAAUCUCUUUUUAAUAUAGACUUAUACUUUUAUAAUAAUGAAUGUGCACACAAACAUAUACAGAAAUAUUUAGAUUUUUUUCUUUCACAAAGUCUAAUAAGGAAAGAAUCCUACACUGUUGUAUUUCAGGAUUUUUAAAGUAAUGUGUGAUGUGUUUUGUUUCUUGUCCUUUGUAUUAAUCACUUGAUUUAAACAAUACCAAGUUAUUCUUUACUGCUUUAGCUACAUGAAUUUUGCCUAUAAGAGAGACAAAGAUAUUACCUUCAUGAUUAUAAUCAUUUAUUGCCUUUGAUCAAUUGUCUUGGUAGUUAUUACUUAAGUCUAAGAGUAGUAGAAAAUAUCCUUAUAUAGUCUAUAAGAGAAAAUAUGUCAAAAUAUCCAGAUUUGCAAACUGUUUUAAUUUUAACUAAGAGUUCCUAAUUGUCUGGAUCCCCAGUCCCGACCAUCCUAACUCAGCGUGCUUGACAGUACUCCCUCAAGCACAUCGAUCAACAGACUUGCCUCUGAAUGAGCCAUGGGUCCCAGCAUACCGCUUAAGGAUUUUAAGAUGCUGGGCAUCUGCAGCUCAAAGUUGUGGGGUCCUGUACUUGUCAUUUUCACAUUUUUGUGUCUGAAGAGGCAGCUUUUCCAAUUAAAAUUAUUUAAUUUG